UUUGAUCACGGAAUGAAAAAAUAUUAAAUGAUUGAACCUGAAGAUUUAUACACAAUGAUAUUCGAAGCUUAGGCUUUGGAUGAUUUAAUUGUAUUUCCUGGAUUUACUCCAACCGGACGUACUAACUCGUACUAAAUUGGACUUUCACCAAGACAAAGAGUUGUAGUUCCAUUUAACUCUUAUUUCAGUUAUUAAGAUCAUUACAUGUUAUGUGCUUUGAGAUUUGAAAGAUUUUUUAGAUGUGAUUAAGUUUUCUGGGAUUUACGUAGCAAAGAUUUUGAUUAAAAAGCUGAUCCUAAAUAAUAUAAAGCAUAUCCAUGCUAUAGAAUGUAUUAUGAGACUGUAUAUUCAUGUUAAGAUGAUAUGUUUGAUUUCUUAAUGGAACUGGCUUACCACAGAAGAGCUAAUGAUGUAUUAGAAGAAGAUCAUGCUAAUUAUGAACUUUCUUUAUUACCAACAUUUUAUGAUACUCCUAAAAAAGCAGAAAAAAGAACUUACACAUAUUGA
This is a messenger RNA of Ichthyophthirius multifiliis, 507 nucleotides long. RefSeq lists its product as hypothetical. The transcript is spliced from 3 exons. Lineage: Eukaryota; Ciliophora; Oligohymenophorea; Hymenostomatida. The record is from RefSeq and is a predicted model, not a curated record.